This is a messenger RNA of Stegastes partitus (bicolor damselfish), 5750 nucleotides long. RefSeq names its product EH domain binding protein 1 (gene ehbp1). Lineage: Eukaryota; Metazoa; Chordata; Actinopteri; Pomacentridae. The transcript is spliced from 26 exons. Gene Ontology annotation, molecular function: protein binding. Bases 709 to 4680 code for a protein of 1323 amino acids. The record is from RefSeq and is a predicted model, not a curated record.
CGGAUCGGUGAAACUAUCAGUAACUAUCGGACUACUUUGCUGAGGGAAUCCCUGCUAGGUGGUCGGGAUAACUUCUGGUCGACUUUAGCUGCGGGACAAGAGCGGACGAAUGCGGUCUCUGCCCCGGUCCUGAGCCUCGGGAGCCGCCGCUUACCUGUGGAGCAAAUGUCUGAACUGGCGAGCAACGGUCUCCGCUCGCACCGUGUUGUGGCGGCUAGCCGUCGACGCUAGCACGGGCGCUAGCUAGCUGUAUGGCUGGCGCUGUAACGAAGGCGAUAAUUAGCUAGCAAGCGGGGCUACGUGCGCUGCUAGUUCGCCACGGACACUUCGCUGUCUGUCCCCCGAUAAAGCCACGUUACGGGGAAUGUGUCGGGCGUCACGUUGAGGAGGAGCAGCAGCAGAUGGAAAUAUAUGGAUUACUCAUCAUGGCUUUCUGAAAUCAUGGAGUGCUUCUCUUCUUAGCAUCAUGCGCGCCGUCACAUCAGACUCCUGCUGCAGAGAUUUCACGUCCUUACGCGUGGAUUUAUCAGGCGGCUUUUAAACGGAUGUUGUCUUUUACCAGCGUGCUUCCUGCUAAAACAUUAACUAUGCGUGUGUGCGGCUCGGAUGUGCCCGCGUAAACACUAGCGUGAAUUCGUGCGAGGAAAGCCCAAAGAAGGAAGUCCAGGACGGGAUAGGCGCACACAAACUACCCGCUCCCAAAGAAACAUGGCCUCGGUGUGGAAGAGACUGCAACGUGUGGGGAAGCAUGCGUCCAAAUUCCAGUUCGUGGCUUCCUAUCAGGAGCUGAUGGUGGAGUGCACGAAGAAAUGGCAACCAGACAAACUGGUGGUGGUGUGGACGCGCAGAAGUCGGCGGAAAUCCUCUAAGUCCCACAGCUGGCAGCCCGGCAUCAAAAACCCCUACAGAGGCGUGGUGGUGUGGCCCGUACCGGAGAACAUCGAGAUCACCGUCACGCUUUUUAAGGACCCCCAUGCAGAGGAGUUUGAGGACAAAGAGUGGACGUUUGUCAUUGAAAAUGAGUCUCCAUCAGGGCGGAGGAAGGCCUUGGCCACCAGCAGCAUCAACAUGAAGCAGUACGCCAGUCCGAUGCCCACACAGACAGAUGUCAAGCUCAAGUUUAAGCCCCUGUCCAAGAAGGUGGUGUCGGCCACGCUGCAGUUCUCGCUCUCCUGCAUCUUCCUCCGUGAGGGAAAGGCCACCGACGAGGACAUGCAGAGCCUGGCCAGCCUGAUGAGCAUGAAGCAGGCCGACAUCGGAAACCUGGACGACUUCGAGGAGGAGAACGAGGAGGACGAGGAGAACCGGGUCAACCAGGAGGAGAAGGCUGCCAAGAUCACAGAGAUAGUAAACCAGUUGAAUGCCCUCAGCUGCUUACAUGGGGAUGAUGAUGAUGAUGAUGAUGGUGGCGUUGCCAAGCGAGCACGCAAAGCAACAGCUAAGCCUGCUGCUUCCUCCCAAGAGCUGAUAAACAAGCUGAACUUCCUGGAGGACGAGGACCCGGACACGGCUCCCGCCAUGAGCAACAACCCCUUCGACGACCCUGACGAAGACCUUCAUUCAAACCACCUCAAUCCAUUCGGUGAUCCAGAUGAGGACGAACCUCCUGCCCAGCCGGUCCUACGGCAGCGGGUCGACGAGGAUCCCUACUACGACCACGAUGCCUCGAAUCCGUUCGACGAGCCGGACGAGCCGGGGACACACACGCCUCCGGGGAACCCCUUCGAUGAGCCCGAGCAGGACAUGGACUCGCAGCCGGACCCAGAACCUCCGAAGCCCCGGCAGAGGAAAGGAGUGCGGCCUGUUGACAUGAGCAAGUACCUGUACGCCGACACCGCUCACAACGAGGAGGAGGAGCUCGACGAAUCCAAUCCCUUCUACGAGCCAAGGUCAUCCAGUCCUGCUCGGUCACCUGCUGGUGGCUCCUCUCUGGAUGCAGGCAGCGGCCAGAAGAGGAGGGCCCCCCCGCCUCCGAGCAGCAGCCCCGGCCUCGGCCCCAGUCCACCACCCCACAAACCCAGCCCCGGUCCAGACAGGGAGAGAGCCCAGCCCGUCGGGCCCAGCCCAGUGGCAGUGGUGAUGGGGAGAGAGCUGGCCUCCUCUUCCCCCAAGCCCAGCCCCGUCCCGAGCCCUGUCCUGGGGGGGAAGCCCAACGCCAGCCAGUCCCUGCUGGCCUGGUGCCGCGAGGUCACCAAGAACUACCGCGGGGUGAAGAUCACCAACUUCACCACCUCCUGGAGGAACGGGCUGGCCUUCUGCGCCCUGCUGCACCACUUCAGACCCGACAUCAUAGACUACAAGUCGCUCAAUCCUCAGGAUAUUAAAGAAAACAACAAAAAGGCCUACGACGGUUUUGCGAGCCUGGGCAUCUCUCGUCUCCUGGAGCCCUCCGACAUGGUGCUGCUGGCCAUCCCCGACAAGCUGACCGUCAUGACCUACCUGUACCAGAUCCGGGCGCACUUCUCCGGCGAGGAGCUCAACGUGGUGCAGAUCGAGGCCAACAGCAGCCGCAGCACCUACAAAGUGGGCGACUUUGAAACAGACACCAACGCCUCCAUCGGCCAGGACAAGUUCUACGCCGAGCUGAACGACGUGCAGCACCGCCAGGCGAACUCUCAGCCCACUGCGUCCGAAGGUGGCGUCGAGUCUAACGGCGCCGAAGCUGCCGAAGGGGAGGCGACGGAGCCGAGCUGGAAGGCCGAGGUAGGAGCGGUUUCGACCAGUUUGCCGGCGCCGGGGCCUUCGCAGUCCUCGCCUCCUGUCCCGUCGCCACGCACAGUAUUAGCCGCCACAGCAACAAACUCGACCCACGCGGCGGCGCCGGGCUCUGAGGACCGGGGGACUCUACUCAAAGCCAACACUUUGGACCUCAGCGAGUUACCGCAGAGAGCCGAGAGGGACGCAGAGAAGGAGAGGCAGCACAAGGACGAGGCGAGAGAGGACAGAGUGGACGGAGGAACCGAACCAGCGUCCCCCACCAGGAGAGGAGCCUCGUCACCUCCGCACCAGAAACUGGGCUUCUCCUACAACAGGGACGCUGAUCUCAUCAAGAAGAAGAGGGCCAGCCUACGUCACUCCGAGUCUGAGCCCUCCACAGACACCAGCUCCCCUCCAGUCAACCACACAGAGAUCCCCAUCAAACAGGAACCCACACCUGCUCCUGUGUCAAGUCCUCCUGCUGAGAAGAAGGUGCUCUCUCGUCAGGAGGAGCUGAAGGAGAGAGCCAGACUCCUCCUGGAACAGGCCCGCAGAGACGCCGCCAUGAAAGCCGGAAACAAGAACGUCCCCAACUCGGCCGUGGCCGCGCCGAACAGGGCUGCAGGUGUCUGUGAUGAGCGGGAUGCAGAGCGGCGGCGACAGCUGAGGGAACGGGCCAGACAGCUGAUCGCCGAGGCCCGGUCCGGAGUCAAGAUGUCCGACAUGAGCCUUCUGGAUGCGUCGAGCACCGACAGAGGCAAAGGCAGCAAGGCUGGUCCUGCUGGAGAUGUUUUGGACAGAGUGAGAAGCCAUCCAGAGGUUGAUGGUGUUGAUGGUGAAAGGGGUGAGGAUGAGGAAGAAGGGAGGGCUGAGGAAGAUCACUUCCACUUUGGUGUUGGUGGUGAUGAUGAUGAUGGUGGUGGUGCUGAUGAUGACGAUGAUGAUGCUGCUGCUGCUGCUGCUGUUGGUGCUGCCACGCCUGCGCUGGUUACUAACCCACUGCCACUGGACGCUCUUCCAACCACCUCCAGCACGCAGGGGCCCCUGGAGCUUACUAACCCCGGCUCUGAGCUAACCUCUCUGGGUACAAACAGUAAGCAUGUGGAUCUGAAGCUGAAGAAGCUGGUGGAGGUCAGCCCAAGAGGAGUCACUUCCCCUUCAUCCCCGUCCUCCACCUCCUCCUCGUCCUCACCCACUGCCUCCUCCACCUCCCCACUCAGCCCUGCAGAAGGACUGGAGAACAACGCUGAGGAGUUACGAGCAGAGCGACUCCGCAGAGCCACGGAGAGGCUGCGAAGCCCGGUGGUCUUCAACAAGGAUUCUGCGGUCAGGAAAACUCAGCUGAAGUCCUUCAGCCAGUACGUGGAGACCAGACCAGAGGUGAAAAGACAGAAGUCUAUCCCCGAGGAUCUGAAGAGGGCCGAGGAGGACAGAGGCUCACCGACGGACAUCGACAUCCGCAGACCGUUUGAAGAAGAGAAGGCGUUCAAAGACACCAGUCAGUAUGUGGUUGGGGAGCUGUCUGCACUGGAGAGCGAGCAGAGGCACAUAGACGCCCGAGCAGCUCGCGUGGAGAAGAGGCUGCGCUAUCUCAUGGACACAGGCAACAACAAGGAGGAGGAGGAGGCCAUGAUGCAGGAGUGGUUCAUGCUGGUCAACAAGAAGAACGCCCUGAUCAGACGACAGAACCAGCUCUCUCUGCUGGAGAAAGAACACGAUCUGGAGAGACGCUUCGAACUGCUGAACAGGGAGCUGAGAGCCAUGCUGGCCAUCGAGGACUGGCAGAAGACCGAAGCCCAGAAGAGACGGGAGCAGCUGCUGCUGGAUGAGCUGGUCAUCCUGGUGAACAAGAGGGACGCGCUGGUCCGGGACCUGGACGCUCAGGAGAAGCAGGCCGAGGAGGAGGACGAGCACCUGGAGAGGACGCUGGAGCAGAACAAAGGCAAGAUGGCCAAGAAAGAGGAGAAGUGUGUCCUUCAAUGAUUGUCAGAAAACACAACCAACAAAUGUAGCCGAUACAAGAAAUGUACCCUCAUCCUCUUCCUCCUCCUCUUCCUCAUCCUCAUCAUCAUUAUUAUUAUUGAUAUUAUUAUUAUUUGAUAGUGGCUUUUAGACAUUUCUAUCAGUUUCUGGUUGGAACCCUGAUGUUCAGAGACUCAAACCCGGCGACACCUUUCUACUAAAAUCCAACUCCUGCAUUUUUUAUUUUGCUUUUUUUUUUUCUUCUUCUUCUUCUUGACGGAGAACGGUACCUGCGUGUAACAUAAACCCGUAAGAGACUGGAGCAGCCGGUGUGGCGUUGGCAUGUGAUGACGCUGCAGCUGAGGUACAGCACAAAGCGGCUUCAGGAGGAUCUGACUUUUUAUUCCCACCAGAAGACGAAGCGGUUUCACUUUUUAAAGGACAGAGAGAGAGAAAAAAAACAAGAGUACCAUCUGUCUUUUGGAGCUUCUUCAUUACUUGACUGUGUAUCUUUUAAUUAUUUCACUUUAAAGUUUCUACUUGUAAAAUAUCUUAACUGGGGAACCGUUCAUAAAUCUCACAUAACUUUCUAUCUUUUGUUGUUUUUUUAAAAUUGUCUUGGCUUGAAAGCAGUUUACCAAAAGAAAUGUUUAAAAAAAAGAAAAUGAUAAAAAACAAAACAAACAAACAAACAAAAAAAACACUUGUGUUGUAUAUUUUCAUCACUGCUCUGACCAACAGCUUCCAAAAUCCUUUUUUGUUUUUUUGUUGUCAGGAUUCAUGCAGUCAAAAAAGAAAAACAACAAAUAUAUAUAUUAUUUAUUGCCGUUUGUCCUCUGAGCUGCUUGUAAGUGAAUCUACAUCACAUUUCAUUCAUGUGCUUUUUUUUUUUUUUCUCAACAAAAAACUUUUUGUUUUGGUUUCUAUUUAUUGUAUUCAGAAGAAGAGAAAUAUGCUUCCACGUGCAUCUCUUAGAGCUCCACAUCUGGUGCAGCUGUUCUUUUACGUGUGAACAUUUAUCUGAUUAUUUAUUCCAGUGUCAUAACCCAAGUCUUCAGUAAUAAAGUCCUUAUGAUUUCAUACUCCACGGA